AUGCCAAGAGAUCCGCUAGUUGGCUUGGUUGGGAAGCCGUCCAGUGGAAAAUCUACGACAUUGAAUAGCUUGACAGAUGCCUCUUCCAAAGUCGGAAACUUUCCAUUCACUACUAUCGACCCCCAGCGAGCAAUUGGCUACCUCCAAAUAGAUUGCGCCUGUCAGCGGUUCGGCGUGAGUGAUAAAUGCAAGCCAAACUACGGUGGAUGUACGGAUGGGAAGCGCUCGGUUCCCAUUGAGCUUCUGGAUGUUGCAGGUCUGGUUCCGGGGGCGCAUCAAGGACGAGGCUUAGGGAAUAAGUUCCUAGAUGAUUUGCGUCAAGCGGACGCCCUAAUCCACGUUGUUGAUGUCAGUGGGACUACAGAUGCAGAAGGAAAGGCUACACGAGGUUAUGAUCCGUCACAAGAUAUUGAGUGGUUGAGGUCAGAAAUUGUGCGGUGGGUGCUAGGAAACUUGAUGCAGAAAUGGGGAUCAAUUAAACGAAGACACAUGGCAAUAAAGGCAACCGCCAUGGAUACACUACAAAAUCAAUUCUCCGGGUACGGAAGUACGCCGCAAACUGUCGCAAGAUGCCUGGACAAAUUAGGGCUCAAAGAACCACUCGAAGAAUGGUCAGAUGAGACCGUGGAAAAAGUCGUACAAGCAUUCAUUGACGAGAAAUUUCCCACGGUUUUUGCUCUUAACAAAAUCGACCAUCCUGACGCAGAUAAGAAUAUCAGUAAGAUUGCAAAGAUGCAAGAUCCGCAGAGCAUCGUCCUCUGCUCCGCCAUUUCCGAGGUAUUCCUUCGAAGACUUGCCAAGCAAAAUUACGUCAAAUAUACAGAAGGCAGUGAAUUCGUAGAUACGAGGGAAGACCUUAUCGCGGACGGGGAUCCGGAUGGGGGAGGCCUCAGGGAAAUGGACGAGAAGCUGAAAACCCGUGUGGAAAACUUGAAAGAUAUGGUUCUCUAUCGUUUUGGGUCAACUGGUGUCGUGCAAUGUCUUUCGCGGGCUGCCGAGGUUUUAGGGCUUGUGCCCGUCUUCCCUGUACGAAACCUACACACGUUCUCGUCAGGAGCCGGAACUGCAGCAUUCCGAGAUUGUGUGUUGGUCAAAAAGAAUAGCACUGUGGGUGAUGUUGCGCGGAAGGUCAUGGGCGAUGUACCCAUAUCUUAUAUCGAAGGUGUGGGUGGCGUCCGUGUGGCGGAGGAUGAGGUUGUGGCAGUAGGGAAACACGAUGUACUCUCAUUCAAACCUGGACGAUAG
This is a messenger RNA of Aspergillus mulundensis, 1245 nucleotides long. Its product is annotated as Ygr210 GTPase family protein. The coding region runs from base 1 to 1245 and encodes 414 amino acids. The transcript has 11 exons. The record is from RefSeq and is a predicted model, not a curated record. Gene Ontology annotation, molecular function: GTP binding; ATP hydrolysis activity. Gene Ontology annotation, cellular component: cytoplasm. Lineage: Eukaryota; Fungi; Ascomycota; Eurotiomycetes; Eurotiales; Aspergillaceae.